Molecule: messenger RNA, 909 nt
Organism: Rubroshorea leprosula
Lineage: Eukaryota; Viridiplantae; Streptophyta; Magnoliopsida; Malvales; Dipterocarpaceae
Source: the annotation of a GenBank genome assembly
AAGUGGCAGAGGAGGAGUGAAGGAUGGAUCCCAACUGGUGGCUGGCCGGCGAGCGACGGAAUCCGACUUCUGAAUCAAACUCAGAAUAUUCGAGUGAUGAUGGCAGCGAAUCUGGCUUAAUUGCUACCGGAUUUUGCGGUGAGGAUGAAGCCAUGAAAGACGAUUUUCAAGCUAUAACGGAAGCUGCAAUGGAAGGAGAGUCUUUUGAAAAUUUUGAAAUAAAUGGGAUGGAGAUGUGUGGGCUGGAUGGGGCAGACUUAGUUGGGCCAGAGGGGGAAGAUUUAAUUGGGCUGGAGGGUGUGGACAUAGUUGGGCCAGUAGCAAUGAGAAUUGGCGAGCAACGGGUUGCAGGAGGAUCUUCUCUCAAACCCAGAUCUGGGUUUUUCUCAAACUCAAAUCUGAUUUUCACACAUAAAUUACCUACAUCACAUCGGCACCACCCACGGUCAUCGGUGUUGUCCAACAUCCUUCUAUUUGAUAAUCUCGACCCAUGCAUCGCCGACGUCAAGAUUGGAAACAUCAGGCGCAGAAAGGGAAGAGAUGAUGAAGGAAAUAACCAAAGUGGCAUCGAAUUUGAUGUGUAUUGUUUUGGAGUUAUUUUGAUAGAGUUGUUGACGGGAACACAGGGGAUGAAGGAGAGCGUGAAGCGCGAGGAAGUUUGCGAAGGAAGGGGUUGGGAUUGAGGUGUUAGACUUGAGGGUUUUUCUUAUUGAAUUUGGAUGGCUAGAUCUGGGUUUUUCUUCCUCUCCAAAACAAACCCAGAUUUGGGUUUGAACAGGGCACGAGUGAUCAAGGUGAAGGUGAAGAAAAUGAGGGUAUAGAUUUGGUUUUGUUCUUUUGCUUAUUUUGUGUUUUCUAUGUGUAUUUUCUGAGUUGAUUAAGUGGUUUUCGUGUUGAUUAUUUUCGAGA